Messenger RNA from Hydractinia symbiolongicarpus, 1895 nucleotides. RefSeq lists its product as uncharacterized. The transcript is spliced from 2 exons. The record is from RefSeq and is a predicted model, not a curated record. The coding region runs from base 143 to 877 and encodes 244 amino acids. Lineage: Eukaryota; Metazoa; Cnidaria; Hydrozoa; Anthoathecata; Hydractiniidae.
AUACGGCAACUCUGAAUGCUAAAAAGACAAAUUUGGCGGAAAAAUUAAGGUCACGAAAAAACCUUUUUAGUGAUAAAAUUAUAUCAGAAUAGGCAGCAAGAAGAGCUGACAAUUGGAAAAGUAAAAAAAAAAAAAAAAAAAAAUGGAGCUUUUUUCGAGAUUUAUUUUUACGAUUUCAUUUUUACGUGGAGUGGUUGCGAUGUACUACGACAUGAAUGAAGAUUUCAGCAAUUUAGUGAUUGUUGCGCAGAAAAAUCAUGUUUUGCUAACAGAAUGCAUGCUUUUCUGUACAAAGCUGAACGCAAUAACGUUGUCUAAAGACGAAGAAGAUAUUCGGAGUGAUUGUAUUUGCGUCAAAAAGAAAGAAAACGAUGGGUUUUUUUCGACUGCUUUAGUUGAUACAGAAAAAUAUGUUAUGUACACGCCAUUCGAAAGUAACCUGUCUGAAGGAAAACCAGCCGAACAAAGUUCGACAGUUUACGAUUUCGCUGCAAGCAGAGCCUUUGAUGGAAACGUGCACCAAUAUUUGAGUGAUAACAGUUGCUCGCAUACAAAUUGGCAGCAACCUGUAUGGCUUCGUGUUGAUCUGCAAAAAUCCUGUAUCAUAACCAGAGUUAAGAUAUACAAUUUAAUAAGUCAUGCAUAUCGACUGAAGAAUGCAAAAAUUGAAGUGGCGGCGUCUUCAGAUAUGUUAAAGAGCAAACAAAUUUGCGCUAAGGUGCCAAAGAUAACUACUUUGGAUCAAAUCCAAAGUUUUGAUUGCUCACCAUAUACCACUGGAAGGUAUGUGCAGUUAAUUAAAAAAAGAGAGGAAUACUUAAAUGUUUGCGAGAUGCAAGUUUUCGGCUAUGAAAACAUGUUUUAUGACUUAAAUUAACAGAGCAUCGCAAGAACUUUAUAAGUACCCAUUCAAUAAUUACGUAACACCCGAGGGUUGGGGGUCAUUUUUGUUACGAGCUGUCAUGAAAAUUUUGAGGCGGUAAGGUUUAGAGCUCUUUUACAUCUUGAAUUUGUUUCUUGCCUCUGGACUUACGCAAAAGUACCAAAAAUGUCAUCUUGUGUGCUAUGGCCCUGCUACAUGUUUUUUACAUAUUAGAACACUAGUUUGCCUGAUUAUCUGUUACAUGAAGGUGUUUCAUAUUAUGGGAAAUAAAUAGAUGAGGUCUUAAGAUUCGUGGGUGGGUGUUACUAGAUUUGUUACGAUGACAAGACGUGGGGGGAGGGUGGUAAAACAUUGCGAACUUGGGUAUUAUGUAAUUAUUGAAUAAGCAAUUGCACAAUUAUAAUAUAGAUUUAGUUCGACUAUUAUUUAUUUAAUUUUAUUUUGUAAGGUACACUCAAACCGGGCGAACCGGGCAAACCUGGCGAACGGGGCAAACCGAACUAGAGUUUAAUGAAGGGGUUUAAGGCAAAAUGCAGCCUUCAGCAGAAAGAAUUCUCCUAAUAAUAUCAAAGUCUCAGUAUAAUAAGUAUUCACAAUAAUUUUUUUUGGAGAUCAUAUUGACAUUUUGUAAGCACAUUUUUUGAGUUAUAACCAUAUCAAAUACACAGUUUUUUUGUUUCUUCGUCUUUUUCUUCUUCUUUUUUUUACAGAGUACGCAGCGCAUUAUUGAAAAUACACUUCUUUGUUCAGUCGACAACUAAGUAGCUUCACGAAAUUUGACUUACGGUUAGUGGCUAAGGACAAAACAAAGAUUUAUGUUUCGUAGCGUUGAGUAGCGCAAUUCAUCCUCUUUGUAAAACAUGUGAAGCACCUUUCAUGACAAUCCGACUCUCAGAAAUGAUAAGGCUCUGACGGUAGGGCUAUUUUUGCUCGACUAUAUUUUUUUUGUAAAAAUUGAUGUCUUCCGAAGAUUUUUAGACAAAUAUUUUAUAAUUUUGCUUUUGUCUUUAAU